AUGUUCAUACGCUUUAAGCCACAAAAAUUUCUAAAAAUGAAAUGGUUCUUAUUAAAUAUACUUAACUUCCAAUUUUAUCUUUCUCAUUAUUAUCGCCGAUGGACGUUUGUUACUUUCUUGUUGAUUGCCAUUGGUAUAUUUAUAUUUUCUAUUGUUCCUCAUCUUGGCUUUGAUGAUCCAACAUCGUCGUCUGCCGACGAUCUUCAUCUUCCGCAAUCUCUUCAAUGUCCGCACAAAAAUAAUAUUAAACUCGAAUACGGUCGUUCGCAUCUAGCGCACAGUCGUGUCAUUAUCUGUGGAUUGAUACAUGAUCGUGAACAACAUAUUCAUCGUCUGAGACAACAAAUCGAAGAAAUCACGCCAAUCUUUGCUGAUUAUGCCAUUGUCAUUGUGGAGUCUGAUUCUAAAGAUAGAACUCGAUAUGAAUUAAUCCGUUGGGCACAAGAUAAAAAAGUCGCUAAUCGAAUUCAUAUUAUCGGAUGUGGUAAUCGAGCCAGUGAUGAUCGUCCGUGCAAUCUGUUACAAAUUUCCAAUCGAAGCACGGCUCAUCCAGAUACACCACGCAUCAAAAAGAUGGUUCGACUACGAAAUAUCUACAUGCAAUACAUCGAAGACGAUAUUCAACUAUCAAAAUUUGAUUAUGUAAUCGUACAAGAUUUCGAUCUACGAACAUAUACGUAUAUUGAUGGGCUUCUAUCGACUGGUUUUCAUUUCGGUAAGGAUUCAACUAUCGAUGCUAUAUGUGCUAAUGGCAUUAAUCAUCAUCGAAUAUUGGGUCGAAGAAGAUAUUACGAUCCGUAUGCGCACAAAGAUGAACAAAAUAAAGAUUGGAGUGUAUGGUUUAAUGAUCAAUGGUCAGCAAUUUUUCGAAAAUAUUCAUGUAGUACUGGUCUAGUGUCUGUGCAGUCGUGCUUUUCUGGUGCAACUAUGUAUCGAUAUACAAGCAUAAAAGGAAAACGUUAUCGCACGUACAUCGAUUCAUACCAGCAGUCGAUCUGUGAACAUGUCGGAUUUCAUGAGACAAUAAAUAACAUGUAUUUAAAUAGCGAAAUGAUUUUUUAUGUAAUAAAAAAUCAUUAG
This is a messenger RNA of Rotaria sp. Silwood2, 1080 nucleotides long. The record is from the annotation of a GenBank genome assembly. Lineage: Eukaryota; Metazoa; Rotifera; Eurotatoria; Philodinida; Philodinidae.